GAGUCAUAUGACCCGCUCGGCUUCCUGGCCCGGCUGCUGCCGCCGCCCGCGUUCGCUGUCGCGCCGCGCGAGGAGCCGUUGGGGGGUCCGGGCCGAGGCCCGCUCGCGUGGAAGCCGCCGCCGUCCACCUGCCCGCGCGUCUGCCCCGCGUCCCAGCCGCCAUCAUGCUGGCGCUCAUCUCCCGCCUGCUGGACUGGUUCCGCUCGCUCUUCUGGAAGGAGGAGAUGGAGCUGACGCUCGUGGGGCUGCAGUACUCGGGCAAGACCACCUUCGUCAAUGUCAUCGCGUCGGGCCAGUUCAGCGAGGACAUGAUACCCACGGUGGGCUUCAACAUGAGGAAGGUGACUAAAGGGAACGUCACGAUAAAGAUCUGGGACAUCGGCGGGCAGCCCCGGUUCCGGAGCAUGUGGGAGCGGUACUGCCGCGGCGUCAACGCCAUUGUGUACAUGAUAGAUGCUGCAGAUCGGGAAAAGAUAGAAGCCUCUCGAAACGAACUACAUAAUCUUCUAGAUAAACCACAGUUACAAGGAAUCCCAGUGCUAGUCCUUGGGAACAAGAGAGAUCUCCCUAAUGCCUUGGAUGAGAAACAGCUCAUUGAAAAAAUGAACCUGUCUGCCAUUCAGGAUAGAGAAAUCUGCUGCUAUUCAAUUUCUUGCAAAGAAAAGGAUAAUAUAGAUAUCACACUUCAGUGGCUUAUUCAACAUUCAAAGUCUAGAAGAAGCUGAAAAGCAUCCCCCGAAGUCUUCCAGUCCUUCCGGCUGUAAUCCUAGAAUUAUUGUCCGUUCCUCCGAAGUACUUCCUAGAACACGGUCCUUCCUAAACCCAAGAAAUUGCCUUUUUCCGAGUUUAUUUCUCAUGUGCACUGCUGAAGACGUGUGUCUCUAACCCUUCAUACAGAACCCAGAGUCAGCCUGAGUCGCCAUGGUCAAGUCCGCACACACAGAGCUGCUCACACACGCUUGUUUCACACGGUGUGUGGAGCUUUUUUAAAAAACAUACUUUUGACCAUCUUAAAUCAAGAAAAUUGCACAUUUCUGUUCCGGUCUUUCUGGGCCAGAUUUUUAUAUUGGUUUUGGUAAACGUCUGUCUGAUAUUUCACUGUAGAGUCUAGUAGCCUCUCACCGGUACUGACCUGACCCAGCAUGGAAUUUCUAGUGCCACGCCCAGCAUUUAGGGAGCCUGCAGCCGAGUUGUGGGGGUGUGGGCGUGGCGUUUCCACCGCCCACCAGCGCAUGCGCGAUGUCUCACUGUUCACUUUAGCAGCUUUGGGGACGGCCUUCGCGGCGGGGGCAUAGGCGCUGGGCCAGGGUCGCUGGCUCUUCGCACGGGUGUCGUCUUGCGUGGUGAGGUUUUUACUCUGCUUCCUGCGACUUCUUCACCACCAGGAAGCAGCAGGGGGCAUGCGGGGGGCCUGAGUAAGGCAUGCUGUUUUGUAUCUGUCCAGAUCAUUACUUCUCUAUUUCUUCUCUUUUUUUGCUGGUUCAACACACUUUUGAGGGUUUGGGAACGGAAGAGUCCCACAGAAGCUUUAUGAGUUCAGAGUGUUCCGGCCAAUGCAAUAAAGCGUGUUCAGAAUGUCA
Messenger RNA from Artibeus jamaicensis (Jamaican fruit-eating bat), 1580 nucleotides. It is a transcript of the gene ARL8B, whose product is annotated as ADP ribosylation factor like GTPase 8B. Gene Ontology annotation, molecular function: GTP binding; GTPase activity. The coding region runs from base 165 to 725 and encodes 186 amino acids. Gene Ontology annotation, biological process: anterograde axonal transport; protein transport. Gene Ontology annotation, cellular component: lysosomal membrane. The record is from RefSeq and is a predicted model, not a curated record. The transcript has 7 exons. Lineage: Eukaryota; Metazoa; Chordata; Mammalia; Chiroptera; Phyllostomidae.